AGGAGGAGGAGGAGGAGAGGGAGCCGCCGUUCUCCGGGCUCCUCCUGCACUGUUUUUGCGCGCAGCGAUGGAAGCGGUGUGCCUGCUCCCCCUCCUCCUCCUCCUGGGAUUCUCCGUGUCCUCGUCGGCGGUCUGGGACCUGGUGCUGCUCCACACCAACGACGUACACGCUCGUGUGGAGGAGACCGACGUUAAUUCCGGGAAAUGCGGCGUUAACGGGCAGUGCUUCGCCGGCGUGGCCCGGAGAGCCACGGAGGUCAGCAGGAUCCGCAGCACCGAGAACAACGUGCUGCUCCUGGACGCCGGGGACCAGUUCCAGGGUACCGUGUGGUUCAACUUCUACAAGGGGGCCGAGGCGGCACACUUCAUGAACAAGCUGCGCUACGACGCCACGGUAGGAGCGCCUCCUGUCCUCCCCAGCUCCGCUGUUCAGGUCCUGUUUGAGGUCUGUGGUUUUUGGAACCAUGAGUUCGAUAAUGGAGUCGAAGGACUCAUGAAACCGUUCCUGGAACAGAUCAAGUGUCCCAUUCUCAGUGCUAACAUCAAACCGGACCACACUCUGAACGCAACGUUUGGGAUCACUUAUUUACCUUAUAAGAUAUUUACCAUUGGCAGAGAGAAGGUGGGCGUGGUGGGGUACACCACACAGGAAACACCGGCUCUCUCCAAGCCUGGACCUCACCUGCAGUUCCUGGACGAGGUGACCUCUCUACAGGUACAGGUGGACAAACUUCGGACUCUGGGGAUCAAUAAGAUCAUCGCUCUCGGUCACUCUGGCUUCACUGUAGAUCAGAUGAUCGCCAAGAAGGUCCGUGGGGUCGACGUCGUCAUCGGCGGACACACCAACACGUUCCUGUAUACAGGUAGGAAGGCGGAUAAAGCUGUCACAUCUGCCACAUCUGUCACCUACACUGUGGGGCUCACACUAUUACUGAAGGCUCAGGCAGUUUUUAACGAUUUAAACUGA
Messenger RNA from Maylandia zebra (zebra mbuna), 967 nucleotides. Lineage: Eukaryota; Metazoa; Chordata; Actinopteri; Cichliformes; Cichlidae. The record is from RefSeq and is a predicted model, not a curated record.